CAUUGGCCCGGUUUCACGUUACUCAUCUCGAUCUCUCCGUUCUGUGUACUCGGAUCUUCUCUUGCUUUUCCUUUUCAUUCCUGAUUCCUUCAAUCGUUUCGUUCAGGAGUGCGAUCUAGGGUUUUAGUUGGGAGAUUCGAGCUCCCUGGCACUUAUUAAACUCAUGGCCGAAUCCAUUUGCAGAGCAUUGCGAGAUGGGGCUUUGGAGGGAGAGCAUGCUCCCGCGCUGACGAUAAAGGAUUCUAUACUCUCUUCUUUCGGAAUUGAUAUUUUCAACUUUGUUCUUUCUAGUAUUGCGUCGAAAAUCCUGGCUGGAAAAUCACAAGCUCGAGGUCUCGUGCUUGUCGCUUUUAGUCGGAGUCCGUCGUACUACAUUGAUUUGCUGCGGAGUCGGGGAAUAGACGUCACCUCUUCCAAUAAAUGGCUAUGGAUUAUAGACUGUUAUUCAGAUCCUCUUGGUUGGAAGGAACGGCUUCUGGGCUCUGAAAGAGUUGCCAAGGUCUCCGGCAUAGCUGCAGAGACUCUUUGUAAGGAUGUUAGGGAUCUAGAUAAGCUCUUUUCAACAAUCCUCGAACAUGGGAAGGGUCUGGUAGGACAUGGCAAAGUUCGUUUCUCUGUUGCCAUUGACUUGGUAAGUACAAUGCUGAGGCAUGCAUUGCUGCCAUGCGUUGCAGGUCUUAUAAGCAAUCUUCGCAGUCAUGAUCAAGUUUCAAGUAUCUUUUGGUUGAUCCACUCAGACCUUCACGAAGCCAGGGUUACUACAGUUCUUGAAUAUAUGUCCUCCAUGGUUGCCAACUUGGAGCCAAUUGUUCAAUCCAGUGAUGGCCAAAGAGGAAAUUCAGAUUGCCUUUUACAGCUUGAGCAGAAUUCUAGAAAAGGAAAGCUCCAUGCACGGUUUAAGCGUCGAAAUGGAAGAGUUAAAGUGAUGUAUGAAGAGUUUUAUGCGGAACAAGCAGGCAUUAAAUUUGUCACUGCUGUUUCUUCUGGAAAUGGAAUGGUUGAUCACAACCUCUUACCAAAGGUGCAGUUCAAUCUCCAGUUAUCAGAAAAAGAACGGAUUGACAGGGCAAAGGUUGUGCUUCCAUUUGAGCACCAAGGAAAUGGAAAACCUGUUCAGAUUUAUGAUGGCCGUCAAUCUCUCCCAGAAGGCCAAAAUGAUGUAGUGAUGCUGACUUCAACCAACAAGAAUGCACAAAAGGAACCUGUUUCUGGCAUGGGUGAGAUACACUAUGUUCGUGAUUCUGAUGAUGAAAUGCCAGAUUCAGAUGAAGACCCAGAUGAUGAUUUGGAUAUAUAGCCCUAUUUACUCCCUCUUGCUAGCAACCUGUUGGUGAUUGAAUACUUGGAUGGUUGUUGAUGUCUUGUCCUACAAAGCAAAUUUUAAGUGUGUUUGCCCAAGUUUCAACUCAAGAAUGCUGGGGUAGACGUUGCUCGCAGGCAGUGCUCAAUGGGUUGCUUAUACUUCUACUGAAGAAAAGUUUGCGGGUGCUCAAGGGAUGUAGUACGCUGGAGACUUCACACUCGUACUUUGAAACGGGAUCUAACUGGAGGCACAGUUCAUGAUUUCACUUCAUGGAAUGGUUUUGCCCCACCAAGAACCAAAGAAAACAAAAUGUCAAAGGAGUUCAACCUGCUGUUCGAUGGUGAAAUUUAGAAGUUGAAUCACAGGGUGCAGUUGUCGAGUGCAACAAGUGGUGCAUGCAUCAUAUAAUACUGCCAGCAACUCAUAAUGUAGUGCUAUUCCACCAUUGUGGUGGAUGUGAAAACCACGUAUUUGGCAGGGACAUCAGUGAAUCACAUGAAUCCUACUACACGUGCUUCUAGAGGUGAUGUCUUACAUCUUCAAAACCGGAUCAACUGAACCAAAGGAGAUGCAGCAAUAUCUUUGUGAUGUGUUUUCCAAAUGGUCUGAAGAAUUUUGUUUCUUUGUUUUUUUUGGUAGAAGAAAGUUGUUUCUAAGUAUGUUAACCUUGAUCACCUGCAUAGUUCAAACUAGGCUAGAUCCACUAGAACUGUUUGGAAGUGAGACAAUCCACGGAUGAUCUACAAGCAUCUGAGAACCGUCUCUAGUUAUGAUAUUUGUCAUGUUUCUCAGUUGCUUUUUAUAAUUAUUCAAGAGGUAUAUCUGCAA
Macadamia integrifolia is the source of this 2131-nucleotide messenger RNA. RefSeq names its product elongator complex protein 5. The transcript is spliced from 9 exons. Gene Ontology annotation, biological process: tRNA wobble uridine modification. Lineage: Eukaryota; Viridiplantae; Streptophyta; Magnoliopsida; Proteales; Proteaceae. The record is from RefSeq and is a predicted model, not a curated record. The coding region runs from base 164 to 1297 and encodes 377 amino acids. Gene Ontology annotation, molecular function: tRNA binding. Gene Ontology annotation, cellular component: elongator holoenzyme complex; cytosol; nucleus.